CGCCUACUGCGUCAUCCACUGGGCCCAUGGUUUGAUCCUCUCAACAACUGGAACUGGUUAUGGUCUUCUGCUCAAGGAUUGUUCCACCGCCAGGGCCACGGUUGGCAACACUACCGUCACCGUCGCUCCUCCACACGGAGCCUUCAAUGGGACUAUACUUGUUCUGCGCAAUUGUCCGGGCGCAAACGACCACAUAACGAGCCCGCCGACGAUGGCACCUGCUUCUUGCCGGCUCCCUUUUGGACCCAACCACUCCCAGAGAACGUGUGCCAAGCUACCGUCCACAUCACGCCUUUGCUCGGUACUCUAGCCCUCACCGGCAUUGGGACAGAAUCGCUGCAGCCGCACCACGACUCCCAACCGUCCUUACUGGCCGCCUGGAUGGCCGCCUCAGCCGAGGUGACCGAGUGUGUUGAAUGGACCCCUGAAGAAAUAGAGAUCGACGGCGACGAAAGCCUUCUUGCUGAAGCCCUACUCGAAGACCGGCUGUGUGUGAUCAGCGACGCUUAUAAGCUAGGUCUGGGCACGGCGGCGGUUCAACUGCUUUCACGUAAGGGUGGCAAGGAACGUAUUAUUGUUCGUUGUCAAACUCCGGGUCUACCUGAUGACCCGAGCGCAUAUCGGAGUGAAUUGAUUGGCCUACUGGCCGGUAUCAUGGUUGUUGAUUGGCUCCUGGACUAUGACAAUCGAGUCACACCGCAAAAAGCCCAGUUUGACCUGGUCUCCUCUAUCCGGGAGGCACUUGCUCGCUCCAGGGCCUCGUGGGAACCUAGCCAUGUGUACGGUCACCUUGAUAAGGCGACAUCCUUUUUGUGCCUCUCUUGGUGGUCCAAACGGAAUGUGGAAGUGGAUGCGUGGGCGGUUGCUUAUCGUCACCAGCUCGAAGCUUCUCACCAACUGAUUGCACCCAACGCUCGUUUCUUUACGGAAUUGGCUGCCCUCUACAUUGGUGACGUCAAACAGUCGCGAUUGAAUCCAGAGCAUAUCCAGGAACUGGUGGCGCUGCCUGCUCUACGCAAGCGAUGGCACGAGCGGCAGACGAUUACACCGGAGGCAGAGCUGGAGACCGAUUGGACCAGUCUGGCUCGCGCCAUGAGCUCCCUUCCGACAGGUGUCCAACGUUGGACCACAAAGCAUGUCGUGGUUAUGUGUGGUGUAGGGAAGUUCAAAGUCCGGUGGAGUUCCGCAGACUCAGCUGCGUGCCCCUGCUGCGGCGAGUUCGAGGACCACCUUCAUGUCCCUCAAUGCAUGGCGCCCUCGGCGAGUGCGGAAUGGGAUCGCCGGACGGCGACCUUGGACCAAUGGCUUGACGCUCAAGUCACUGACCCAGCCAUCAAACACGCUAUCCUUCAUCUUCUUCAAGAGCUGAUCUUGCUUGGAUUUCAUAUGGGGGAACACCGGAACUCGGUGCAACAUUCAGAGGACAACGUACAGCUACGCGAACGUAGCCGCUUGGUGAACGAUGGUAUACACUCUCAGUUUGAUAUGGGCCCAACCGACCUUCCCAAGGUAGUCCAACGCAUGCUUGCGGUAAAACGCAGAACAGUGUUGAACAAGCCGCUGGUCGAUAGGGAAGAGUGGCUGAAGCUGGUCAGAAUGGAACGCACGGCCUACCGCCGCGCUCUGGCGCCUCAACGCCGUAUCCUUCACCGCUUCUUCCACCCGGCCCAGGCCCCUUAA
Molecule: messenger RNA, 1680 nt
Organism: Cylindrotheca closterium
Lineage: Eukaryota; Bacillariophyta; Bacillariophyceae; Bacillariales; Bacillariaceae
Source: the annotation of a GenBank genome assembly